Lasiosphaeria miniovina is the source of this 402-nucleotide messenger RNA. Its product is annotated as profilin. Lineage: Eukaryota; Fungi; Ascomycota; Sordariomycetes; Sordariales; Lasiosphaeriaceae. The coding region runs from base 1 to 402 and encodes 133 amino acids. Gene Ontology annotation, molecular function: actin monomer binding. The record is from RefSeq and is a predicted model, not a curated record. The transcript is spliced from 5 exons. Gene Ontology annotation, cellular component: cell cortex.
AUGUCCUGGCAAGCUUAUGUCGAUACAAGCCUUGUUGGCACGGGCCACCUCAACAAGGCCGCCAUCAUCAGCGCUGCCGGCGACAGCACCUGGGCCUCGACGCCUGACUUCGUGGUAGAGCCUGAGGAGAUGGCUGAGAUCUCCAAGAUCCUGGCAGAGGAAGGGAACGGCCCCGCAGUAACCAAGGCCUUCCAGGAGAGAUUUAAAGUCGCCGGUGUUCGAUAUAUGGCGUACGACAUCCAGGACCGACAUCUCUACGGCCGUGAGGGACGGACCGGAGUCAUCGUCGUCAAGACGAAACAGGCCAUUCUCAUUGGCUACUACGGCGAGGAGGGCGUAGUCGGCAACGCGACAACAACCGUUGAGGCGCUCGCAGACUACCUGAUCCAGCAGGGCUACUGA